Messenger RNA from Thamnophis elegans (Western terrestrial garter snake), 1647 nucleotides. It is a transcript of the gene GPR75, whose product is annotated as G protein-coupled receptor 75. Gene Ontology annotation, cellular component: membrane. NCBI's taxonomy places the organism in Eukaryota, Metazoa, Chordata, Lepidosauria, Squamata, Natricidae. The record is from RefSeq and is a predicted model, not a curated record. Gene Ontology annotation, molecular function: C-C chemokine receptor activity. Gene Ontology annotation, biological process: G protein-coupled receptor signaling pathway. Bases 1 to 1647 code for a protein of 548 amino acids. The transcript has a single exon.
AUGAUGAACCUGACGGAGUGGGCUGAAACAAAAUGGACAGAUCGCUCAAAUUCCUCAACACAACUGCCUUCACCAUCUUGGGGCAGCAAUGACUCCUUUUCUUUCCAAGGGGAUCUCCAGGAGAUAAUCCACACAGCCACUUUAGUUACAUGUACCUUCCUGCUGGGCGUCAUUUUCUGCUUAGGUUCUUAUGGCAACCUUAUUGUUUUUUUGUCCUUCUUUGACCCAGCUUUCCGGAAGUUCAGGACCAACUUUGAUUUUAUGAUCCUCAAUUUGUCUUUCUGUGACCUUUUCAUCUGUGGAGUGACUGCCCCCAUGUUCACCUUUGCUCUCUUUUUGGAUUCUGCAGCUGGCAUCCCUGAUGCUUUCUGUUUUACCUUCCACCUUACCAGCUCUGGGUUUAUCAUCAUGUCCCUCAAGACAGUGGCUGUUAUUGCCCUUCACCGAUUAAGCAUGGUGUUAGGGAAGCAACCCAAUCGGACUGCCUCCUUCCCUUGCACUCUACUGCUUACCCUGCUCCUCUGGGCUACAAGCUUUACUCUGGCCACUCUAGCCACCAUGAGGACCCAUAAAUCUCGUCUUUGCCUUCCUAUUUCCAGCCUGAUCAGUGGUGAGGGAAAGAUCAUCCCUUACUUGUAUGUUAUUGACUUCAUCUGCUGUGUGACAGUGGUUUCAGUUUCUUAUAUCAUGAUAGCACAAGCCUUGAGGAAAAAUGCCCAAGUGAGAAAAUGCCCCCCCAUCAUCACAGUUGAUGCCUCCAGGCCUCAUCCUUUUGUUGGAACACUUGCUACUGGUUGUGCUGAUGGGGUACAGUGCACUAUGCCAGCUCUGUAUAGAAAUCAAAACUAUAACAAGCUGCAACACAUCCAAACACAUGCAUACAUGAAGAACUUUGGCCAGCUCUCCGCAUCUGCAGCCAGCAGAUUCCAAUUGGUGUCCAUGAUUAAUUUGUCCACAGCCAAGGACUCUAGAGCUGUGGUGACUUGCAUUGUUAUUGUUCUUUCUGUUUUAGUUUGCUGCCUUCCACUGGGCAUAUCUUUGAUACAGGAUGUUUUGUCCAAGAACAAUGAUAUUGUGCUUUAUCAAUUUGAGUUGUGUGGAUUUACGCUGUUUUUUUUAAAGUCUGGAUUGAAUCCUUUUAUAUAUUCCCGUAACAGUGCUGGUUUAAGAAGGAGGGUCCUUUGGUUUAUACAGUACUUGGCCUUUGUUUUUUUCUGUUGUAAACAGAAAACACGGCUUCAAGCUGUGGGCAAAGGGGGCCUGGAGGCCAACAGAAAUAAAUCAUCUCAUCAUGAGACCAACUCAGCUUAUAUGUUAUCUCCAAAGCCUCAGAAAAAGUUUGUGGACCAAGCGUGUGGCCCUAGUCGCUCUAAAGAAAGUGUACUGAGUCCUAAGGCUUCUGUUGGCCAUUAUUAUGGAGGAGGGCAGAGUAGUUCCACUCCCAUGAAUACCCGCAUUGAACCUUAUUAUAGCAUUUAUAACAGCUGCCCUUCUCAGGAAGUAAGCACUCCCAACAGCUUGCAACCAACAAACUCGCCAUUCAGAUAUGCCAACUCCUACAUUGCCAUGCAUUAUCACCCAACAAAUGACUUGGUGCGAGAUUAUGACAGUACUUUUGCUAAGCAGAUACCAGUGCCCUCGGUGUAG